Messenger RNA from Ixodes scapularis (black-legged tick), 2030 nucleotides. It is a transcript of the gene eIF2D, whose product is annotated as eukaryotic translation initiation factor 2D. The record is from RefSeq and is a predicted model, not a curated record. Gene Ontology annotation, molecular function: RNA binding; translation initiation factor activity. The coding region runs from base 244 to 1950 and encodes 568 amino acids. The transcript is spliced from 7 exons. Gene Ontology annotation, biological process: translational initiation; formation of translation preinitiation complex. Lineage: Eukaryota; Metazoa; Arthropoda; Arachnida; Ixodida; Ixodidae.
AAAUCCAAGCCAAGUGCCAGGCCGCAAAACCGAAAUAUGGCUGGUUCGCAAUUUUCGUGCUGGAUUAGCUUACCAAUUUCCCCGUGAUUCUCCUGAAAGGAAGUAGGAGGGACGCUCGUGACUCUUCGGGACGUCUAAUUGACUUCUCGGCUAUCUCCUCAUUUAUUUUUCCCCGGUUUUAUUUAUUAGGGAUCGUAGCAUCCGGUCUAAUUUCGGUCCUUCGGUGGCAGCUGAGGAGCGAUCAUGUUCGUGAAGCAAUUCAGGAUCAAGUCGAAUGUUCGACUCAAGAAUUCUGACCGAAAGAAGCUACGGUCCCAGAUCGAGGCUCAGUUCCCGCAGCUCUCUGCCGUCGAACUCGACGCGCUCUGCCCUCCGAAGGAAGACCUCUUCCAGCUCAAACUCAUGUGCCACGCCGGAGACGCCGUCAUCGCCUACUGCCUUGCCAACGAACCCAUGUUCUUCGAGCAAGACGACGGCCUCUUACCCACCGUCUAUGCACUCUGGUGCGUCCCGUCGCUGCUCCCCUACCUCACCACCUGGGACGCAGUGCUGGAGCGGCUCUCCGGUGGCGCCGACCUGAUGGCUCCUGGCAUCGGAGCCUACAGUGAGGACUUUGUCCGGGCAAGGCCCGGCGAUCCGAUCGCGGUGCGGCUGUCCAACUCCGGCGAGUUCGCGGUGGCCGUCGGAUCGCUGCUCGUCGCUCCGGAAAGUCUGAUGGGUCCGCAGCGACGCGGCAAAGCCGUCGCCGUGGCGCACGUCUACGGGGAUUACCUCUGGGCGCACGGGAGCAAGCGGACUUUGCCGAAGAGCGAGCGAUCCACAGAAGAGGGCGAGGAGGAGGGCUGUGGCUCCGGAGAGGAGGCGGAGUCACCUUGCCCGACAGAGGGUUCGGACACUUCGAAGCUUGCGGAGAGUUUGAGAACGGACACUACCCUGACGGACUUUGUGCCCGAGGCGGCCAAGACGCCCGAGGUUGCCGAGGCGCCCGUGGACUCGGUGGAGGCCAUGGAUGUUCUCCUGGAGAGCUGCAUGCUGUCGGCACUGCGUUCCAAGCUGGCCCUCCCCGUGCUGGCGAGCACCCUGUACAGCACCCACGUCCUUCCCCGCUGUCCCCCAGGACGCUUCCUGGACCUCAAGAGGACAUCCCACAAGAAGCUGUCCUCCUACCUGGCACACCUCCAAAACGAAGGACUGCUGGUGGUGCGAGAGUCCAGCCCCGGGGUGCAGAGCAUCGUCUCGGUGCAGAGGGAACACCCGCGGCUCCGCACGGGUUGUAACCUCGCGCUUCCGGAGCCUGCUCCGGACUCGCAGGAAGAGGCCGGCUACACCUUUCCCCAAGUGCGCGAGCUCAGGACGGUCACGGCAGCCGUGAAGCCCCUCUUUCCCAAAUGCAGCAAAGGGGAUGCCUUGGCACCUGAAGAUGUGCGGGCGGUCUUGCGGAACUACGUCAAAGAGAACGAACUCCAGGAUCCGACAGAUAAGAGGAUGGUGCAGAUGGACCCGACGUUGUCGGACGUUGCGGGGACGUCGGAACUGCGUCUCAGCUGGGAAGAGCUCGGCAGCCGGGUCAUGUCGCGCAUGCAGUUUGCGCACGAGGUGCGCCUGCCAGGGCGGGAGCCCGUCGUGCACCGGGGCGCCCUGGCACCCAUCGCCAUCACGGUGGCGCAGCGAACGGGAAACAAGAAGGUCACCCUAGUCGAGGGACUCGAGACUUACGGCAUCGACCCCCAGCGUCUCGCGCACGAGGUCCAGGUGGGUGUCGCGGCGAGCACGUCGCUGACCCCGGUGAGUCGCGGGGGCAACAAGCAGGUGUUGCAGCUGCUCGUUCAGGGAAACCAGGUGGUGUUCCUCGAGCGGCUGCUCACGGGGCCCUCGUACGGCGUUCCCAGACGCCUCCUCAAGGGACUCGAGAACGCGCCCACCAAGAAGAAGCAGAAGGCGCACAAGUGACCCCGCCGCCCCCCCACACCGUGCCCGACGCCCUCCCGACGUUUUGACCAUCGAAAAUAUUAAACCCAAUGACUACCGUG